Bipolaris sorokiniana ND90Pr is the source of this 2343-nucleotide messenger RNA. RefSeq lists its product as uncharacterized. The record is from RefSeq and is a predicted model, not a curated record. Bases 310 to 1899 code for a protein of 529 amino acids. NCBI's taxonomy places the organism in Eukaryota, Fungi, Ascomycota, Dothideomycetes, Pleosporales, Pleosporaceae. The transcript has 4 exons.
AGCUUGCCAACCCUGCCAUCGUUCGAGCUGAGCUGAGCUGCCAAUAGAUGUACAUCAUACCUCCGAAUCCCAAAGCCACCUUCACCAGUUUACCCUGUUCCUCGCGCUAGGCUCCCCCUUCAUCCUGGCCGCGUCGCUCUCGCCUUUUGACCCUUAUAACCAUUAGUGUCGGGUCUUAACACCCUCUGUUAUUACCAUAACGCUGAACAUGGAAUAUUGAGCAAUGUGAUUGUUACAGCUUCUUCUUUUCUGGGCGGUUUUCUUCUAUCAUCAAGACCCUCGACUGGUCCUUACUACCUCUCCACCAUAAUGAACAUCACUAAUUCUACCCCCGCUGGAAUACGGGUUAAUAUCAUAGUACUUGCCUUCACCCUCGUUUCAAGCUUGGUUGUUUUUUUACGUCUUUUCACACGCCUGGUAAUAUCAAAAAUGGCCGGAUGGGAAGACGCUUUUAUUGUACUGGCCAUGGUCUUUUCAGUAGGACUUACGGUGCUAACCACCGAACAAGUAAUGAAUGGGUUGGGAACGCACAGCUCGAGACUCUCGAAAACUGAGCUAGAUAUACUACUAAAGUCGUUCUGGGCGAGUGUCUGGGUUUAUAAUCUCACCCUUACUACAAUCAAGGUCUCCAUCCUUGUCCAAUAUUUUCGCAUUUUCCCCGUCCGUUGCUUCCGGAUAGCCUGUAUCGUUGUAUUAGGCCUGGUAGUCGCAUAUGGAGCUUGGGCCGUUUCCUCAAGCGUACUCAUUUGCACCCCGAUCGCUUUCUCAUGGGAUAAGUCGAUACCAGGCGGUAGAUGCAUGAACCAACUCACAGUGUGGAUUACGAAUGCCGCCUUGAACAUCACGUUGGAUGUGGUGAUAUUCCUCAUGCCGCUAUUAGUCAUACGAGGGUUAUCAAUAUCUAAAUCGCAGAAACGGGGGCUAGGGACUAUGUUCAUCUUGGGUGUCAGCGUCACCUUGGUAUCCAUUGUUAGGCUCUAUUCCUUGGACGCAAUUGCCAAUUCAACAGAUGUGUCGUUUGACAACACGGAUCAUGCAACUCUGUCCGCAGUCGAGGUCAACGUAGGCAUCGUGUGCGCUUGCUUACCAGCUAUGCGGCCGUUGUUCGCCCUUGUGUUGCCCCAGUACUUUUCAGAAUCGCCCCGAUAUUUGAAGUAUCGAACCUUCAAAAUAGAUCUAGCGGCAGAGCGAAGAAAGUAUCCAGAGUAUACCACUCGGCCUCCUACUGCACGCAUAACAAGGCCUAGCACCGCCCAAACUAGGCCCGCCACUGCACAAAUAAGACCCAACACUGCACAAAUAAGACCCAACACCGCACAAAUGAGACCCCAUACAGCACACACAAGCCCCAACACCACACCACCACAACUCAUCAGCACACCGCCAAGACUCGUCACAAUACCAUCUAGACCCAGCACCGCAUCAUCAAGACCCAUCACUGCAGAAUCAAAGGCUGAAACUACACCACCUCGAGCCGAUGUUCUCAACGAGGACUCUUGGCAGGAGACAUUUCCUCUUCAGUCUAUCUUCUCCCGUCCAUCAGGUCGAGGUUCUCCCUUGUCUCAAAUGACUGCGACAUCACCGCCAUCUUCACCAUGUUUGCAUGAUUUUCAAGGACACUCGCGCAAAGGAAGUAACACGUCGGUGGCAAGCACAGCAAGUGUAGCACUUGAACGAUGCAUAGCGCGUCUCCAAGCAGGAUUUGAUGCUCGACGCAUGACACCCAUUUCGCCGUUCAGUACGGCUUUCCCCGCCCCGCUUCGCAUCCGAAAAUCACCUUCACUGCCACCAGGCUCGUGGAUGCGACGACCAUCCACAUCGUCGCAGGUAGGGUUGAAGGAAUUGGAAACCGACAAGAAAUUACCCCCAACACCCUUUCCUUUCGGAUCUCCCGAAUGAGGUGAUUGAAUGAGGUGAUUCUCAGUGCAGAUGACACGAGAAUAAGGGGGAAAACAGAAUAAAAGAGUGAUUGUCUAUAACCACAGGGAAACCAACCACACAUACACACACACACACACAUGCUCGUUAUGUACAUAUAGGGAAAGCCAUGAGCCAGCGACCUUGAAAGAACAGGUACUCUUGUAAUUGCGCGCGCUGCAAAAGUUUGCGAUGCCCCCCAAAGGGGACCGAGAUUUUUCGCCUGGUAGCUGCGUAGCUGCCUGCACCACUCUCCUUCUCCCCUCCUCCCGCGACAAGUUGUGGGGUAAAUAGGAGGAGAGUGAUGGGCAGGCAGCCUCUUCAAGGAUCUAGCAGUGAAGCUACACAACAAUAAUAAAGUCGUUUUUUUGUUUAAAAUAAAAUAAAAUAUCUCGCACUCAAUCGCACUCUUGUCUUUGUCUGCAC